Messenger RNA from Impatiens glandulifera, 1675 nucleotides. Its product is annotated as protein SINE1-like. Gene Ontology annotation, cellular component: microtubule. Gene Ontology annotation, molecular function: microtubule binding. NCBI's taxonomy places the organism in Eukaryota, Viridiplantae, Streptophyta, Magnoliopsida, Ericales, Balsaminaceae. The transcript is spliced from 2 exons. The record is from RefSeq and is a predicted model, not a curated record. Bases 230 to 1516 code for a protein of 428 amino acids.
GGUCCCUUUUGUGUUUUCUUACCGUAAUAAGCAGACAAAGAAAGAAAGAAAAUUUGAUUUAGAAUAAGACAACUAGGCGCGGGAAUUACAAAUUUCUCGAGAUUCAGACCCAAAUCCCAAACCCUUUCUCAGUCACUCUCUUCUUCUUAUUGGGUUACCUCUAUCUUCUUCAUCUUCAUUGCCAUUUUUCAACAAGAAUCAACACUUUGCAAGAGGGAAACUAUUGAAAAUGCGUAGAUAUCUCAGCCCAGUUCUCAAAAUGGAACUGCAGAAUCUUGACAAAGAUGGGGACAUUCGUAGAUCUGCAAUGAAGGCAUUGAAACUAUGCAUUAACGAUCUUGAUUCCAACGCUAUUCCUCUCUUUAUCUCAAAGGUUUCUGAAGCAAAGAUGGGAAGUUCUUCUUCUGGAGAAUGCACAAUAUCACUUUAUGAAGUUCUAGCUCAUGUUCAUGGCCCAAAAAUCGUUCCUUAUAUUGAUAUCAUCAUGUCAACUAUUAUUACAACUUUGACAUCUAGCGCAGGAUCUAUUGCUCUUCAUCAAGCUUGUUCAAAGGUUGUUCCAGCAAUCGCUAGAUAUGGUAUUGACCCAACAACACCAGAAGAGAAGAAGAAAUCUAUCAUCUAUUCCAUUUCAAAGCCAUUAUCAAACUGUCUUUUAAAGAAUCAAGAAAGCCUUUCAUCUGGUUCUGCACUCUGUUUGAAAGCUUUAGUGGAUUCUGACAAUUGGCGGUUUGCUUCUUGUGAGACGGUGAAUGAGAUCUGUCAAAGGGUUGUUGGGGCUUUGGAGAAACCUACACUAACUAAUUCUCAUAUUGGGUUAGUCAUGGCUUUGGCUAAGAACAAUAGUCUGAUUGUUGAAGCCUACGCUAGAUUACUGAUACAAUCAGGCGUAAGGAUUUUGAAUGCUGGAGCUGUUGAAGGGAAUUCUCAGAAACGUUUAUCUGCAAUUCAAAUGAUUAACUUCCUUCUGAAGUGCUUGGAUCCUAAAAGUACUAUCUCUGAGCUUGAUUUCAUAAUUCAGGAGAUGGAGAAUUGUCAGUUAGAUCAAAUGGCUUUUGUCAAAGGAGCUGCUUUCGAGACUCUUCAGACUGCCAGAAGAAUAGAAGCUGACCCGAAACUCAGUUUUGGUGGAACUGGAAGUCCAUUCUCCAGCAGUCAGUCAUCGCCAGAGUCACAGAUUGUGGAAUCCAUUCCUUCUUACGACGCCUUUACUGAUUCCCCACUAUCUUCUGAGCUGAAUUUCAUCAGGAGAAACGUCAACUGUAAGAUAUGGAAGAAACAUGAGAAUGGAUCUUCAGAAUCUGUGUGUUCAACCGAAGAUGUGCCAACACCAGUCAAUUUAGAGCUGAACCAGAAAGGGACUUUUAACACAAAAGGGAAGGCGAAUAGGGAGUAUAAAUCGGUGACAGUUGUGAUCUGUAUUACCCUUUUUGUAGUGCUGCUUUCUGCACUUGUUGCUAGUUUCUUUAUCAUUGAUCAUGAGCAUGAUGGCAAUCUUAACAUCGUUCCAACAUGAUUUUAGGCAUGAUAGAAGCUGAUUUAGAGUAGUGAAUGCUUAUCUGAUAAUAAUCUCCAUCUUUUGAGGUUAUCUGAACUGUAUUGUACUGAUGGUAGAUGUCUUUUCUUUCCACUUGUAUUAAGCUUUUGUUUUCUCUAAUCACUUUACAUUCUUUCA